Fulvia fulva is the source of this 1725-nucleotide messenger RNA. Its product is annotated as NEDD8-activating enzyme E1 regulatory subunit. Bases 1 to 1725 code for a protein of 574 amino acids. Gene Ontology annotation, cellular component: cytoplasm. Gene Ontology annotation, biological process: protein neddylation. NCBI's taxonomy places the organism in Eukaryota, Fungi, Ascomycota, Dothideomycetes, Mycosphaerellales, Mycosphaerellaceae. The record is from RefSeq and is a predicted model, not a curated record. Gene Ontology annotation, molecular function: NEDD8 activating enzyme activity. The transcript is spliced from 2 exons.
AUGAAGAGAUCACAUAGCGCCAUGGCCAACAGUCAGGAGGGCCCACCUCCACCUCCACUGCAAGACGUGCCUACCGCCAAGGAGAAGAAGUACGAUCGGCAGUUGAGACUUUGGGGAACUGCUGGCCAAAUCGCUCUUGAAGAGACACACAUCCUCCUCAUCAACAACGGCUCCGGCGUCACUGGCGUGGAAGCACUCAAGAACCUCGUACUACCCGGCAUCGGCCACUUCACCAUCCUCGACUCUGGCAUCGUCUCGGAAGCAGAUCUCGGCGUCAACUUCUUCCUGCAUGAUGCAUCGUUGGGCAAAUAUCGCGCUGAAGAGACGGUCAAGCUGCUGCAAGAGCUGAACCCAGAUGUCAAGGGACAUGCCAUUACAGAGCCAAUCGAGACAUGGGCAUCGAAUCAGGAUGCCCUCAAGCCAUACACUCUCAUCGUCGUGGCGGCACCCAUCGAUCCUGCUAUCCUCUACAACAUCCAGAACGCGUCAAUUGGCGUACCAAUCUUCUACAUUCACUCCGUCGGGUUCUAUUCGCAGUUCUCUGUCAGUCUGCCGCCGGACUUCCCAAUCGUCGACACCCAUCCCGAUCCCACCGCCACGACCGACCUACGACUGCUCACGCCAUGGCAGGCUCUUUCAGAUUUCGCGAGACAACAGACUACGAAUAUGGACAAGAUGAACGGAGAGGAGUUCGCGCACAUUCCCUACGUGUGCUUGCUGCUGCACUACCUCGAAGAGUGGAAGACAACACAUGCUGGCAAGCUGCCACUGGAGUACAAAGAGAAGACAGAGUUCAGGAAUCUGGUCCGGACAGGAAGUCCCAGCGAAGAGAACUUCGACGAGGCAUGUGCUGCCGUGCUCAAGUCGCUGAACCCGCCGACGCCGGAACGCAAAGUGCUCGAGAUCUUGAAUGCACCAGAAGCUCAACAAAUCACAGUAACAUCUGCUCCAUUCUGGGUCAUUGCGAACGCAGUAUCGCAAUUCUACCAGCAGCACAACGAACUUCCGCUGCCAGGUGCAGUGCCUGACAUGAAGGCUAGAUCCAACACCUACAUAGAGCUCCAAAACAUCUACAAGGCCAAGGCACGAGAGGAUGCGAAUGAGGUCCUCAAGAUUGUGCGGCAGACCGAGCAACGUGUGGGUCGUUCGGUUGCGAUCGACGAGAAAGAGGUCGACAACUUCUGUAAAGGCGCCGCACACAUCGCUCUCGUCCGCGGCUCGCCAUUCAAGAUCGCACAAGCUGGCAAGGCCAUCUCUUUCGGUGGCCGUGCCAAGGGCUUGACAAACCAGCUACAAGACCCCGAGAGCAUGAUCCACCUCUACCUCUCCUUCCAGGCCUGGGAUGAGUUCGUAGCUUUCCACACUACCAUAGCGAAGGAGAUCGGCGGAGAAGGUCUGAGGAUUCCGGGCGCUGGCGAAGCCGUCGACUGGGAAGAACACGCCUUCAAUCUUUUCGAGCUUGCCAUGAGGCUCAUGGACAAUAUCAUCAACCAAGCUGGUACCCGAGUCGAGAGCCCACGCUACGAUCAAGUCCACGAGAAGAUCAGGAAGACCUGUACGGAGCUUGCUCGUGCUGGUGGUGCUGAGCUGCACAAUAUCGCUUCUCUGAGUGGUGGACUCAUUGCUCAAGAGGUGAUCAAGGUCAUCACAAAGCAGUACGUGCCCAUCAACAAUACUUGCGUGUUCGAUGGCAUUACGAGCAAGACUGGGGUCUUUGAGAUUUAG